UGGAGGGAGAAACUGACAAAGAUUUGUUUACAUCAGUGUUGGACUAAAUGAUAUUGCAGACAGCGUCAUGGCGACACGUUUUAGUAGAAAGUAGAAUAAACUGACCUGACGGAUUACCAACCACCGGAUUUUUCAUAGUUUGGAAUUGAAGUGUGGAUUUUGUGAGUGAUCCAAGCAGCCGGGAUGGAGUGCAGCGGAGAGGUGACGCCUCAGCUGAUGAUGGCUGUGGGGACAGCUGUGAUCGGCUCUCUCCAGUUUGGCUACAACACCGGUGUCAUCAACGCUCCUCAGAAUAUCAUUGAGAGCUUCUACAAUGAGACGUGGAGCAGCAGGUACUCAGAGGAUAUCCCUCAGACCACUUUAACAGCCCUGUGGUCGCUCUCUGUGGCCAUCUUCUCUGUGGGAGGAAUGUGCGGCUCCUUCUCUGUCAGCCUCUUUGUCAACCGCUUUGGCAGGAAGAACUCCAUGCUCAUUGCCAACGUGCCUGCCUUUUUAGCUGCUGCAUUUAUGGGCUUCUCCAAGCUGGCCGCUUCCUUUGAGAUGCUCAUCGUUGGACGUUUCAUAGUGGGUAUCUACUGCGGCCUCUGCACUGGCUUUGUGCCCAUGUAUGUUGAGGAAAUCUCACCCACAUCUCUCCGUGGAGCAUUGGGAACUCUGCAUCAACUUGGCGUAGUGAUCGGCAUUCUCAUGGCACAGAUCUUUGGGAUUGAAUCCAUCAUGGGGAAUGCCUCCCUGUGGCCCGUCCUGCUGGGUUUUACUCUGCUGCCGUCUAUUCUGCAGUGUGCCCUGCUGCCCCUCUGCCCUGAGAGCCCCCGAUACCUCCUCAUCAACUGCAACGAGGAAAGCAAAGCCCGCAGCGUAUUGGUGAAGCUGCGUGGCACUGACGAGGUGAAUGAGGAUAUGCAAGAGAUGAAGGAGGAGAGCCAGCAGAUGAUGAGGGAGAAGACGGUGACCAUCCCCGAGCUGUUCCGCUCCCCAUUGUACCGCCAGCCUAUCUUUGUUGCCAUCAUGCUGCAGCUCUCACAGCAGCUGUCUGGAAUCAACGCCGUGUUUUACUACUCGACUGGGAUCUUUGAGCGAGCAGGUGUGUCCCAGCCUGUCUAUGCAACCAUUGGUGCAGGAGUGGUCAACACCGCCUUCACUGUGGUUUCUCUGUUUGUGGUGGAGCGUGUGGGCAGGAGACCGCUUCACCUCACUGGUUUGAUGGGAAUGGCAGUUUCAGCUGUUUUUCUAACCGUUGCCAUGGCGUUGUUGGACCAGCUCAAGUGGAUGUCCUAUAUCAGCAUCGUGGCCAUCUUCAGUUUUGUAGCCUUUUUUGAAAUCGGCCCCGGCCCCAUUCCCUGGUUCAUUGUGGCCGAGCUCUUCAGCCAGGGGCCCCGGCCGGCUGCCUUUGCAGUCGCUGGUUUCUCCAAUUGGUCUGCCAACUUCUUAGUUGGGAUGUGCUUCCCAUAUGUUGAGCAACUCUGUGGCCCAUACGUCUUCAUCAUCUUCACCGUCCUGCUGCUCGGCUUCUUCACCUUCACCUACUUCAAGGUGCCAGAGACUAAGGGCCGCACCUUUGAUGAGAUCGCCGCAGGCUUCCGCCAGGCAGCCGGUCAUGGAGCUGACAAGUACUCGGCCCCUGAAGAGUUCAACACCCUCAGGGGGGAUGAUCCCGACCUUUGAAAACUGCUGCACAUUCACACGUUCACACAUGCAGCAAAGUUACCUGCUACAAAGAGGUUCACUUUUAGGACACUACUGUUGUGUUUCAAAUAUCCCGUACACUAAGGUUAGGGUCAGUAUUACAUUAGAGGUUUAGAUACAGACUGUUAAAAUAAAGGUGGAUGACCUGACUGAGGAUAUCACUGUAAAAAUGGCGUCUCAUAGGCGUUUAAAGUUAAGUAAGUGAGUUAGAGGCUGGGAUGUACUGGGACAGAAAGGCAGGGUGGGUUUAAACUGUAAAUAUUUGGAGCUAUAUAUAUAUAUAUAUAUAUAUAUAUAUGUAGUAAUAUUCUUAUUCAAAAUAGAAAACAGAAAAUUGAACCUUCAGUACAUCAUUUGAAACUCUCAAUACCACUUUUUUUUAUUUUGGAGUUAAAAUUGAUAUUGACUUUCUCUGCUGAGGUGAAGAGCAUUUACCUUUAUUUUGAAAGCGAGUGGCCUCUUUGGCCACAACCCAAACAGUGAUGCCAAAGAAGGUGUUUGGUUCUGACAGGUGAUGUAAUUUUGACUUUCUAGAUCAUCAUUUUUGAUUUAUGUUAUAAUUAUUAAGUCAGAAUUAUACAUGUGUUUCCAUCCAUAAGUUUUUAUGUGCAUAUUCAAUUUGUGCUUAAUAAAAACCUGAGUGGAUACGCUGGAAAUUGUGUAAUGGAAACCGAUUCCGUGAAUUAAUCAUGACGUACAUGAAGCAUUUGACUUAAACGUCCACGUCCGUCUUCUGCUGAAGAGCUGAAAACAUGAGAUCUGUGUGGGGCGAUGGGGAAACUGUAACCUUCCUCACAUUAAUACAAAUGUCAUACUUCCAUUUCUUCUUCUUCUUCUUCUUCUUCUUUU
Sebastes umbrosus (honeycomb rockfish) is the source of this 2535-nucleotide messenger RNA. RefSeq names its product solute carrier family 2, facilitated glucose transporter member 1-like. Bases 184 to 1665 code for a protein of 493 amino acids. The transcript has 10 exons. Gene Ontology annotation, molecular function: hexose transmembrane transporter activity. The record is from RefSeq and is a predicted model, not a curated record. Gene Ontology annotation, cellular component: basolateral plasma membrane; apical plasma membrane. NCBI's taxonomy places the organism in Eukaryota, Metazoa, Chordata, Actinopteri, Perciformes, Sebastidae. Gene Ontology annotation, biological process: response to insulin; monosaccharide transmembrane transport.